Molecule: messenger RNA, 1674 nt
Organism: Camelus dromedarius (Arabian camel)
Lineage: Eukaryota; Metazoa; Chordata; Mammalia; Artiodactyla; Camelidae
Product: casein kinase I-like
Exons: 1
Coding region: 1-987 (328 amino acids)
Biological process (GO): signal transduction; peptidyl-serine phosphorylation; negative regulation of canonical Wnt signaling pathway
Cellular component (GO): cytoplasm; nucleus
Molecular function (GO): protein serine/threonine kinase activity; ATP binding
Source: RefSeq, a predicted model, not a curated record
AUGGCGAGCAGCAGCGUCUGCAGCAGCUCCAAGGGCGAGUUAAUUGUGGGAGGGAAAUAUAAACUGGUACGGAAGAUCGGGUCUGGCUCCUUUGGGGACGUUUACCUGGCGAUCAACAUCAUCAAAGGCGAGGAAGUGGCAGUGAAGCUAGAAUCUCAGGCAUCCAGGUAUCCCCAUUUGCUGUACGAGAGCAAACUGUAUAAGGUUCUUCAAGGUGGGGUCGGCAUCCCCCACAUACGGUGGUAUGGUCAGGAAAAAGACUACAAUGUGCUAGUCAUUGAUCUUCUUGGACCCAGCCUCGAAAACCUCUUCAAUUUCUGUUCGAGAAGGUUCACUUUGAAAACUGUACUUAUGUUAGCUGACCAGAUGAUCAGUAGAAUUGAGUAUCUGCAUACAAAGAAUUUUAUACACAGAGACAUUAAACCAGAUAACUUCCUAAUGGGUAUUGGGCGUCACUGCAAUAAGUUAUUCCUUAUUGAUUUUGGUUUGGCCAAAAAGUACAGAGACAGCAGGACUAGGCAACACAUACCUUACAGAGAAGAUACAAAUUUCACUGGCACUCCUCGAUAUGCUAGCAUCAAUGCACAUCUUGGUGUUGAGCAGAGUCGCCGAGAUGACAUGGAAUCAUUAGGAUAUGUUUUGAUGUAUUUUAAUAGAACCAGCCUGCCAUGGCAAGGAAUAAAGGCUGCAACAAAAAAGCAAAAAUAUGAAAAAAUUAGCGAAAAGAAGAUGUCCACACCUGUUGAAGUUUUAUGUAAGGGGUUUCCUGCAGAAUUUGCCAUGUACUUAAACUAUUGUCGUGGGCUGCGCUUUGAGGAAACCCCAGAUUACGUAUACCUGAGGCAGCUAUUCCGCAUGCUUUUCAGGACCCUGAACCACCACCAUGACUACACAUUUGAUUGGGUAAUGUUAAAGCAGAAAGCAGCCCAGCAGGCAGCCUCUUCAAGUGGGCAGGGUCAGCAGGCCCAAACCCCCAAAGGCUUCUAAGCAUGAGUCCAGGAACAGAGUAAGCAGAGCAGAUGAUCUAAGCAGCAUUUGUUUUUCCCUAUAUCUAGAGAUUUUAGUUCAUAUGUACACUAGCCAGUGGGUGUGGACAACCUGGGCAGCAUUGGCGAUGCUGUGUCCCGAGUUGUAACUGCUGUAAUUAUGAAUAUUAACUGAGAUAGUGAAACAUGGUGUCCAGUUUUCUAUUGCAUUUUUUCAAGUGGAAAAGUAAACUAAAUGGUUGACACACAAAUUGGUGGAGAAACUGCAUAUGCCAAUUUUUUGUUAAAAUCUUUUGUUUUGAACUAUACUGCUUUGAGAUCUCCUUUCAGAAGAACGGCAUGAACAGUCUUCAGCUGCAGUUGUGAUGGUUGUAAAUGCUCACAAUUGUGUGUUCUUAGGGUUUAUCCGUCCUGGGAUUUGCAAGUUGUUCACUUAAAACAUUCUUAAAAUGGUUAGCUUCUUGUUUGCAAGCCAGCUGAUCCGGUAGCAACCAAAGAUUCCAGUGUUUGAGCAUAUGAGACUCUGCCUGCUUACCUGGGCUAGAAGUAACAGCAUCUAAAGUGAAGACUUAAGAAAAAUUUAGUGACUGUUAGAUUAUCCUUAGGGCUCUGCAUUAACUCUGUAAUGUUCUUGGUUUUUUUCAAAAAAAGCAUAUUUGUCACUGAAAUUUUGUUAACAUCUUAUAAC